AUUGUAUUCAUAUGCAAUAUAUAUAUAUAUAUUAUAAUGCAAUGUGAUGCUUGCAAAAGAAAUAGUAUAAAUAGCCAUAGGCUUUCACAUCAAUUUAGUUAGAUUUGGAACUGCCCCUAAUCGGUUAGUCUGAAUAAACAAUCUUUAGCUAAAAAUGAAAUACUCGUUGCUGCUCGUAGCCGGCGCUUUGCUGUUUGUGCAAUUCGCCCAUGCCCUGCCGCAUAUGAAGCGUGAGUCCGUUGCUGUCGCAAUUCAAUCACAAAAUAGCAUUCACCAAUCUUCAGGAUCCUCAUCUGAAGAGGACAGUCCUCAAGCGGUACUGAUGAUUUACACUUUAGCCGAAAUCGCUAAACUUUCAACAUGGGUACUCGAACAGGGUAGCAUUGUAAUCAAAAAUACCGUGAACGAAUUGAAGGAAAUCCCAGUUAAAGAUGGACUCUUACAAGCGAACAUCACACGCAUGUCUGAAGUUGCCAAAGAAUCCGCAGAAUUUACCCUUAAAGAAGAUGAAGAGAGCGUACUGAAACUACUCUUGUCCAUGGUUAAUUUUGCAACAAUGAUGGAUGACUAUGAGAAUAUGCCUGCCGAUUCGAAACUGAAACAAACCUUGCAAACAGCUCUCGAAAAUAACGGCUACAACAAGUUUGAGAGCGAGUUUGAAGAAAAAGUAUUGCAGAUGGCCAAGAACUUCGACGUGGCAUUUGGUGAAUAUGUUAAGGUUUUAACCCCAGAGGAAAAGAUAAAGCAAGCAAAGUUACUUAAGUGGUACGAAGACUUCAAGGCCGAAACUGACGAAGAAAAGAAAAUUGACAAGUUUGGCGAAAUCUUUGACAACUUGUCUUAAAUUAGCGCAAGAUACUAUAAAGAUAGGAGAAAAUAAAUAUAUCAACUUGAAUAUGUACAUAUA
This is a messenger RNA of Bactrocera oleae (olive fruit fly), 907 nucleotides long. RefSeq lists its product as uncharacterized. Lineage: Eukaryota; Metazoa; Arthropoda; Insecta; Diptera; Tephritidae. The record is from RefSeq and is a predicted model, not a curated record.